UCACUCACUCACUCUCUCAUAAAAGCUCUGGACUAUGGAGCUUCAUGACAGCUAUCGCUCUCCGGUUGAAACUUUCAAGCUUCUUUCUAUCUCUCUCUCUCUGAAAUCUGAAAUGGGUUGUUGAACCAGUCUUUGGUAGAAGAAGACUCUGAAACUCCAUUUCUAAGGCCAUUGUUUUCUCUUGUAGCCAUUCGAGUCUGGUGGGAUGGCUCUCCGGCGGCUUCAACUUCUCGUCCUUCUGCUCCAGCUGUUCUCGAAUGGCAUUAGUGGAGAGCUAAGAGACGACGAGAAAGAAGAGGAAAUGCAGCUCUUGCUUUCCUUCAAGGAGGGUCUGCAAAACCCUGGAGUUCUCUCUUCAUGGACGCCCACUUCUUCUCACUGCGAAUGGAAGGGCGUGGCUUGUGUCAAGGGCCGAGUCACCUCCCUCGUUCUGUCGACUCAGUCUCUCAGAGGGCCCCUCUCUCCGUCUCUCUUCUCUCUUUCUAGCCUCAUUGAGCUCGACCUGUCCUCGAACUUUCUCCACGGUGGAUUACCACCUGGAAUCGCCGGGCUCCGGCGGCUGAAGGCUCUAGACUUGGGCGACAACCAGUUUUCCGGCGAUUUGCCGAGUGAACUCGGUGAAUUGACUCAUCUUGAAACCCUUAGACUCGGACCGAACUCGUUCGCCGGGAAAAUCCCGCCGGAGCUGGGGAAUCUAUUUUGGCUGAAGUCGCUCGAUCUCUCCAGUAACGAACUUGCCGGAAACAUCCCUACCCGGAUAGAAAAUCUCACUCGCCUCCAGUUCCUUGGCCUCGGCAACAAUCUACUCACAGGUUCUCUCUUUCCUUCUCUCUUCAGCAAGCUUCAAUCCUUGAUUACACUGGACGUCUCAAACAACUCCCUCUCCGGCACCAUUCCGCCGGAAAUCGGAAACCUGAAGAAUCUAACCGACCUAUACAUCGGCAUCAACCUGUUUUCCGGCGAGUUGCCGCCGGAAAUCGGUGCACUCUCGAGCCUGCAGAACUUCUUUUCCCCUUCUUGUUCAAUCAGUGGCCCGUUGCCGGAAACCAUUUCGGACCUCAAAUCUCUAAGUAAAGUCGAUCUUUCCCAUAACCCAUUGAAGUGUUCAAUCACAAAAUCAUUCGGGAAGUUGCAGAAUUUGACCAUACUGAACCUCGUUUACGCCGACCUCAACGGCUCGAUCCCCGCCGAGCUCGGAAACUGCCGGAAUUUGAGAACUCUGAUGCUCUCUUUCAAUUUCCUUUCCGGGCCUUUGCCGGAAGAGCUCCGAAACCUUCCCAUGGUCUCAUUCUCAGCCGAAAGGAAUCAGCUUUCUGGGCCAUUGCCUUCUUGGCUCGGGCAAUGGGACCUGAUAGAUUCGAUUUUGCUUUCCAGCAACCGAUUUUCUGGGAAAAUCCCACCCGAGAUAGGAAACUGCACUCUGCUAAGCCACAUUAGCCUCAGCAGCAACUUGUUGACCGGUCCAAUUCCUAGGGAACUUUGCAAUGCCGUCGCAUUGACGGAGAUUGAUUUCGACAGUAAUUAUCUUUCGGGUUCGAUCGAAGAGACCUUUAUCAUGUGUACUAAUCUUUCUCAGCUGGUUCUGGUGGACAACCAGAUCAUUGGUUCAAUUCCAGAGUAUUUGUCCGACCUUCCACUGAUGGUUCUCGAUGUUGAUUCGAACAAUUUCACGGGUUCAAUUCCUGUUAGUUUGUGGAACUCGAAGAAUUUGAUGGAGUUUUCAGCUGCAUUCAAUCUCUUGGAGGGUAACCUGCCUAUAGAGAUUGGUAAUGCUUUGGCACUGGAGAGGCUUGUGCUCAAUAACAAUAAUUUUGGCGGGAAAAUUCCCAGUGAGAUUGGAAAUCUUAGGGCUCUUUCUGUUUUGAGUUUGAAUUCCAAUUUCUUUGAAGGAACAAUCCCGGUUGAGCUUGGGAACUGCAUUGCUCUAACCACAUUGGACCUCGGGAACAACCGGUUCAACGGGUCGUUUCCAGAGGAACUGGCUGAUCUUCCUCAGUUACAGUGCUUGGUUCUUUCCCACAACAACCUGUCUGGACCAAUUCCCUCCAAGCCAUCAAGGUAUUUUCGCGAAGUUGACAUCCCGGACUCUAGUUUUGUUCAGCACCAUGGGGUGUACGAUCUUUCCCAUAAUAGAUUCCAUGGCUUGAUACCGGAUGAGUUGGGGAACUGUGUGGUGGUGGUGGAUCUUCUCAUCAACAACAACUUGUUAACUGGGGAGAUUCCAGCAUCACUUGCUCGGUUAAGGAAUCUCACAACCUUGGAUCUUUCUGGGAAUCUUCUUUCCGGUGGCGUUCCAGCUGAAUUUGGGGACUCUCUGAAGCUGCAAGGCUUGUAUUUAGGGAAUAACAAUCUGACAGGGGUCAUACCUUCAAGCUUAGGCCAAUUGAGUGGAUUGGUGAAGCUCAAUUUGACUGGGAAUAAGCUAUCCGGUCCAAUUCCAUUGAGUUUCGGGAACAUGGAUGGUUUAACCCACCUAGACUUGAGCUUGAACCUGCUUACAGGAGAGCUGCCAUUGUCUCUUUCGAUGAUGGUGAACCUUGUCGGUCUGUAUGUUCAGCAAAACAGGCUUUCGGGUCGUAUAGUGGAACUGUUUUUGGAUUCUACGGGGUGGAGGAUUGAAACUGUAAACUUGAGCAGUAAUUUCUUCAAUGGCAAUCUGCCACAAUCUUUGGGCAAUAUGUCGUACUUAACCUCGCUGGAUCUUCACGGCAACAUGUUUACGGGGGAGAUUCCUCCUGAGCUCGGAAACAUGAUGCAGCUCGAGUAUUUGGAUGUUUCGGGGAACAGACUCUCCGGGCAGAUUCCUGAGAAAAUAUGCAGCCUUGUCAAUCUGUUUUGCCUGAAUUUGGCAGAAAAUGCCUUGGAAGGACCUGUUCCGAGGAACGGAAUUUGCCGAAACCUUUCAAAGGUUGCGCUUCAUGGAAACACAGAUCUCUGUGGUGGAAUUUUGGGUUCAGAAUGCCCGAUUAGGAGGGGGAGAAGAGGAUUGCAGUCAAAUCUCUGGGGACUGUCAGUGAUUGUGUUUGGAGCUAUACUGGUAACUCUAUCAGUAGCUAUUGUGCUACGAAUAUGGCACAGCAGAAGCAGCCGGGAGGGUGAUACGAGCCACGCUGAAGAAAGCAAACCCAACAGCUCCGUCGAUCACAAUCUCUAUUUCUUGAGUAGCAGCCGAUCCAAGGAGCCCCUAAGCAUCAAUAUAGCCAUGUUCGAGAUGCCAUUGCUUAAGCUGACUCUGGUCGACAUUCUUGAAGCCACCAACAACUUCUGCAAGACGAACAUAAUUGGUGAUGGGGGCUUCGGGACUGUUUACAAAGCCACUCUGUCGGAUGGGAAGAUAGUAGCAGUAAAGAAGCUCAACCAAGCCAAGGCUGAGGGCCAUCGCGAAUUCCUUGCAGAAAUGGAAACUUUAGGCAAGGUGAAGCACCCGAACCUAGUCCCACUGCUUGGAUACUGCUCUUUUGGCGAUGAGAAGCUCCUUGUUUACGAGUACAUGGUAAACGGGAGCCUGGAUCUUUGGCUGAGGAACCGAACUGAAGCUCUCGAGGUCCUGGAUUGGAACAAACGCUUCAAAAUCGCGAGAGGUGCUGCCUGCGGUCUGGCAUUUCUUCACCACGGGUUCAUUCCCCACAUAAUCCACCGGGACAUCAAAGCGAGCAACAUUUUGCUCAGCAAUGAGUUUGAUCCAAAAGUCGCAGAUUUUGGGUUGGCUCGACUGAUCAGCGCUUGUGAGACUCAUGUGAGCACUGAUAUCGCCGGCACAUUUGGGUACAUCCCGCCGGAGUAUGGCCACAGCUGGAGGUCCACCACGAAGGGCGAUGUCUACAGCUUCGGAGUGAUCUUGCUCGAGCUGGUGACCGGGAAGGAGCCCACAGGGCCGGAGUUCAAAGAGAUCGAAGGCGGGAACUUGGUCGGUUGGGUGUUUCAGAAGAUCAAGAAAGGUGAGGCUGUUGAUGUCCUUGAUCCAAUGGUACUGACUGAGGAGUCUAAGAAGAUGAUGCUUCAAACGCUGCAGAUUGCUGCCAUUUGUCUGUCUGAGAAUCCUGCUAGCCGCCCUACAAUGCUCAACGUUUUCAAGUCCCUGAAAGGGAUCAGAGAUUAUGAAUAGACGCAAUUAAACUUUCUUUGCCUUAGUUGUUGUCUAGCCAAACUCUGUUGUUGUAAUUCUCAGUUGGCUAUAAUCCAUUUGAUCUGUUAAGGGGUUUCAACUUCCAAGUUCUUGUUCCUGAUCUGCACUUUUACAGUUCUGAAAUAAAGCAA
Diospyros lotus (date-plum) is the source of this 4257-nucleotide messenger RNA. Its product is annotated as leucine-rich repeat receptor protein kinase EMS1. Lineage: Eukaryota; Viridiplantae; Streptophyta; Magnoliopsida; Ericales; Ebenaceae. Gene Ontology annotation, molecular function: ATP binding; protein binding; protein kinase activity. The transcript has a single exon. Gene Ontology annotation, biological process: protein phosphorylation. The record is from RefSeq and is a predicted model, not a curated record. The coding region runs from base 206 to 4105 and encodes 1299 amino acids.